This is a messenger RNA of Saimiri boliviensis boliviensis (Bolivian squirrel monkey), 3316 nucleotides long. It is a transcript of the gene CHM, whose product is annotated as CHM Rab escort protein. Gene Ontology annotation, biological process: small GTPase-mediated signal transduction; protein geranylgeranylation; vesicle-mediated transport. The record is from RefSeq and is a predicted model, not a curated record. NCBI's taxonomy places the organism in Eukaryota, Metazoa, Chordata, Mammalia, Primates, Cebidae. Gene Ontology annotation, molecular function: GDP-dissociation inhibitor activity. Gene Ontology annotation, cellular component: nucleus; cytosol; cytoplasm.
AAGUAAUAGUCACAUGACACGUUUCCCGUCAAGAUGGCGGAUACUCUCCCCUCGGAGUUUGAUGUAAUCGUAAUAGGGACGGGUUUGCCUGAAUCCAUCAUUGCAGCUGCCUGUUCAAGAAGUGGCCAGAGAGUUCUGCACGUUGAUUCAAGAAGCUACUAUGGAGGAAACUGGGCCAGUUUUAGCUUUUCAGGACUGUUGUCCUGGCUAAAGGAAUAUCAGGAAAACAGUGACAUUGUAAAUGACAGUCCAGUGUGGCAAGACCAUAUCCUUGAAAAUGAAGAAGCCAUUGCUCUUAGCAGGAAGGACAAAACUAUUCAACAUGUGGAAGUAUUUUGUUAUGCCAGUCAGGAUUUGCAUGAAGAUGUCGAAGAAGCUGGUGCACUGCAGAAAAAUCAUGCUCUUGUUACAUCUACAAACUCCACAGAAGCUGCAGCUUCUGCCUGCCUGCCUACGGAGGAUGAGUCAUUAAGCACUGUGAGCUGUGAAAUGCUCAUAGAACAAACUCCAAGCAGUGAUUCAGAGAGUGCACAAGAAGUAAAUGGUGCUGAAGUGACAGGGGAAAAAGAAAACCAUUGUGAUGAUAAAACUUGUGUGCCAUCAGCUUCAACAGAGGAAAUGAGUGAAAAUGUACCUAUAGCAGAAGAUACCACAGAGCAACCAAAGAAAAAUAGAAUUACUUACUCGCAAAUUAUUAAAGAAGGCAGGAGAUUUAAUAUUGAUUUAGUAUCAAAGCUGCUGUAUUCGCGAGGAUUACUAAUUGAUCUUCUAAUCAAAUCUAAUGUUAGUCGAUAUGCAGAGUUUAAAAAUAUUACCAGGAUUCUGGCAUUUCGCGAUGGAAGAGUGGAACAGGUACCUUGUUCCAGAGCAGAUGUCUUUAAUAGCAAACGACUUUCUAUGGUAGAAAAGCGAAUGCUAAUGAAAUUUCUUACAUUUUGUAUGGAAUAUGAGAAAUAUCCUGAUGAAUAUAAAGGCUAUGAAGAGAUUACAUUUUAUGAAUAUUUAAAAACCCAAAAAUUAACCCCCAAUCUUCAAUAUAUUGUCCUGCAUUCAAUUGCAAUGACAUCACACACAGCCAGCAGUACCAUAGAUGGUCUCAAAGCUACCAAAAACUUUCUUCGCUGUCUUGGGCGGUAUGGCAAUACUCCAUUUUUAUUUCCUUUAUAUGGACAAGGAGAACUCCCCCAGUGUUUCUGCAGGAUGUGUGCUGUGUUUGGUGGAAUUUAUUGUCUUCGCCAUUCAGUACAGUGCCUUGUAGUGGACAAAGAAUCCAGAAAAUGUAAAGCAAUUAUAGAUCAGUUUGGUCAGAGAAUAAUCUCUAAGCAUUUCCUCGUGGAGGACAGUUACUUUUCUGAGAACACAUGCUCACGUGUGCAAUACAGGCAGAUCUCCAGGGCAGUGCUGAUCACAGAUAGAUCUGUCCUAAAAACAGAUUCAGAUCAACAGAUUUCCAUUUUGACAGUGCCAGCAGAGGAACCAGGAACUUUUGCUGUUCGGGUCAUUGAGUUAUGUUCUUCAACGAUGACAUGCAUGAAAGGCACCUAUUUAGUUCAUUUGACGUGUACGUCUUCUAAAACAGCAAGAGAAGAUUUAGAACCAGUUGUGCAGAAAUUGUUUAUUCCAUAUACUGAAGUGGAGAUAGAAAAUGAACAAGUUGAAAAGCCAAGAAUUCUGUGGGCUCUUUACUUCAAUAUGAGAGAUUCGUCGGACAUCAGCAGGAGCUGUUAUAAUGAUUUACCACCCAACGUUUAUGUCUGCUCUGGCCCAGAUUGUGGUUUAGGAAAUGAUAAUGCAGUUAAACAGGCUGAAACACUUUUCCAGGAAAUCUGCCCCAAUGAAGAUUUCUGUCCCCCUCCACCAAAUCCUGAACACAUUGUCCUUGAUGGAGACGGUUUACAGCCAGAGGCUUCAGAAUCCAAUGCCAUACCAGAGGCUAACUCAGAGACUCUCAAGGAAAGCAGAAACCUUGGAAACCUUGGAAACCCAGAGGAGCCCUCUGAAUAAUGGAUACACACUAAACUGAAUACCCCACUUUGGAAAUUUCUACUGGUCUCAGAGCCUGCUUGAUAGAAGGACUGUUUGAAAAAUGUUAAAAAGCAGCAGCAGUUAUAAGGCAAAAUAGGUAAUAGAAAUCCGAAAGGGGAUUUUCCUUAUAGAGGACAUUCCAAGAACACACAACACUUAUAAAGCACAUUGACUUGCUCAUUUUAAAUACCAGACUUGAGUAACUAGCAGAUGAAAAUUAUAAAUCAUUUGAUUCUCAGGAAUGUGACUAUGGAUAUGAAAUUGAUCCUAUGCAUUGUUAAUAAUUAAGUGGUUUUAGGACAACUUUGUUUGCCACUUUGGGUCUUCAUUGGAAAGCCACAUUUUCAGAACCGGCUCAUGUAUUUUCUUUGAUUAUUUGAAUUAGUUUAUUAAUAACAGCAUUAUAACAUAAGGAUAAAAACAUAUACAGAAAAACUAAGGUAUCAUAAUCUAGAUAGAAGCCUGUAUUUGGAAUAUGUGUUUGUUUUGUUUUGCUUUGCUUUCUAUGUUGAGAAGCAUUGAAAAUGCUAAUAUUAAGGUGUUUACACAUGUUUAUGAACGAGUCAGUAGUUUUUUUUUAGUAUCAGUGAUAUUCGUUUGUAAAUUAUUUACAUAUUGGGAAGGGUCAGUAAUAAAAAAAUGAAAGAAUGGAAGGAAAGGCAUGGAUAGACUCAUAAUAGCAAUGAGUAUUUGGAUGUUCUGUCUGUCAGGUAACUAGAGUACUAGGCUAAUUGUCUACAGACCUAAUUUAAUCCUGGCUGUCCUGCUGAUGAUAUUUGGUAAAUUGUUUUAACUUCUUAGCGUAUGUUUCUCCAUAUAUAGUAGUACCGUGCCUACUGUAUGAUAUGACAAUGGUUAUGAAGACAAAUGCAGUGCCAUCUUUAGUAUGGCAUCACUGGAAGAAAAUUGUUUUAGAAUUUUCCCACUGACUUGAUGAUUAUCAAAAGUCUCACGCAGGAAAUAAUUGCCUGCUGUCAGCUUCAAACAAAAUAGAUCACAGCAUUUUUAUUGCAUUAAGCUUUUUAAAUGAAAAUUUCUUUUUUAAAUUAGUAUUUUAUAGUUUUACAGAGGAGUAAAAAUAGUAGCAAGUAGAAUUGUGGUUUUGAAAUGUGACUAAGGAAAACACUCUAUAAAUUGUUCCUAUUCCUUAUCUGGUAGGUAAACCUGCAACCACCAAGGACUUCAAAUUGAGUAUGACAGUUGGUAAGCCCUAAUAUACAUGCUACAUAAAAAUGUUAGGGCUGCCAGUAAUCCCAGCACUUUGGGAAGCUGAGGUGGUUAGAUCACUUGA